Messenger RNA from Malassezia pachydermatis, 1317 nucleotides. Its product is annotated as pre-mrna-splicing factor slu7. The transcript has 2 exons. Gene Ontology annotation, biological process: mRNA splicing, via spliceosome. Bases 1 to 1317 code for a protein of 438 amino acids. Gene Ontology annotation, molecular function: pre-mRNA 3'-splice site binding. Gene Ontology annotation, cellular component: spliceosomal complex. Lineage: Eukaryota; Fungi; Basidiomycota; Malasseziomycetes; Malasseziales; Malasseziaceae. The record is from RefSeq and is a predicted model, not a curated record.
AUGUCGGACGAUCGAUUCCGCGAUGCGUUUCGUCCGCGCGAGUCCGAUACGGCGCGCAAGCCCAAGGUCCCCACGGAGGAAGUGAAUCCCCAUGUGCCGAUGUACAUGGCACAGACGCCGUGGUACCUAGACACUGGUGGCAAUGCGUCGCUCGAGCACCAGCGCAAGCCUGCACAAAACAAAGCCUCAGCGUCGCUCGACGAUUGGUACCAACGUGGAACAAAAGCAGGGCCGGCUGCGUCGCGCUUCCGUAAGGGAGCUUGCGAAAAUUGCGGCGCGAUGUCGCACAAGACACGCGACUGUAUGGAACGUCCACGAAAACGAGGCGCAAAGUGGUCGGGCCAAGAUAUCAAGCCGGACGAAGUUGUACAGGAUUUGACACACUUGGACUACAACUACGAUGCAAAGCGUGAUCGGUGGAAUGGGUACGAUCCUGCGAGUCAUAUGGCGGUAGUCGAGCGUUUUGAGGCGAUCGAAGAAGAGCGACGUAGGAUUCGUGAAGAACAGCUGGAGGCACAAACGUCUACGGAUGCCCAUGCAGCUGCGAAGAAACUUGCGAAGAAGGAGAAGCGUGUGCGCGAAGACGACGACUUUGACAGCAGUAGCAGCGACGAUGACGAUGACGACGAUAAGUAUGCGGAAAAGGCCAACAUGGUCGGCCAAAAGAUCGAUGCGGACAAGCGCAUCACCGUCCGCAACUUGCGCAUCCGUGAAGACCGCGCUAAAUACUUAUACAACCUCAACACAGAUUCUGCGCACUACGAUCCCAAGACGCGCUCGAUGCGCGAAGCGCCGCUGCCCGACGAUGGCCUGACCACACCGAGCGACGCGUUUGAGCGCAGCCAGGGGGAUGCAGUGGAUAUGCAAAAAAUGCAAGUGUUUGCCUGGCAGGCAGAGCAGCGUGGCGACUCCAUACAGGCGAUGCAGGCGAAUCCCACCGUCAAUGAGCGGCAGUUCAAGCAGCAUCAAGAGGAGAGGGCGAAGCAGGCCAUGGAAGUCAAGAGCACGAUACUUGAGCGCUACGGCGGCGCCGAGUACCUGGAUGCCAUGCCCCGCGAGCUACGUGCUGGUCAAACCGAAGCCUACGUGGAAUACAACCGGUCCGGCGAAGUCGUGCGUGGCCCAUCGCGAGCGAAGCCACGUUCACGAUACGAGGAAGAUGUGUACGAAAACAAUCAUUCAAGCGUCUAUGGCUCGUGGUACGAUCUCGAGCGAGGUGUGUGGGGCUAUGCGUGCUGCCACAACACCGUCCUACGUUCCUACUGUACCGGAGAGGCUGGCAAGGCCGCACAAGCUAGCAGUGCCAGCGUAGCUUAG